This is a messenger RNA of Oncorhynchus gorbuscha (pink salmon), 498 nucleotides long. Its product is annotated as heat shock protein 30-like. Gene Ontology annotation, biological process: response to heat; protein refolding. Gene Ontology annotation, molecular function: protein folding chaperone. Bases 46 to 498 code for a protein of 150 amino acids. NCBI's taxonomy places the organism in Eukaryota, Metazoa, Chordata, Actinopteri, Salmoniformes, Salmonidae. The transcript has 2 exons. The record is from RefSeq and is a predicted model, not a curated record.
UCCAACACUGAACACACAAGACUCAACACUCAACAUUGACUGAAGAUGCUGUGUUCCCGAGGAUUCCAGUCUUCCCUCAGCCCAUUGAUGGACUUCUACUGGCCUGUGCGCAGUCUAUGGCCAGAGGUCCGACCUCUUCUCAGCCAGCGGGAUCUACUGCAGAGAAACCUGCUAGAGAUCAAGAGCAGUCUGGAGCUGAUGGCAAAUCUCCAGCAGCAGAUCUUUGAAGAGUUGGACAAUGUCCCAUCCUCUUUGACAAUCCAACCAGUCUCCUACAAGCUGGAUAAAGAUGGAGAGGGCUUUGCCCUGACACUGGACACUAAAGACUUUUCCCCAGAGGAGCUGUCUGUCAAGCAGGUGGGCAGGAAGCUGAAAGUCAGUGGGAAGACAGAGAAGAAGCUGGAUGAUGGGGAAGGCUCCUACUCUUACAGAUGCCAAGAGUUCAGACAAGAGUUUGAUCUGCCUGAAAAUGUCAUGCAGAUCAUCGAAUGUGAGUGA